AUGGCAGUUAAUUCGUUUCCAAAUUCAACAGUCGGUACACGUUUUACAGAUGAAUAUGAUAUGAAAGAAGAACUUGGAAAAGGUGCAUUUUCGAUUGUUCGACGAUGUAUACAAAAGAGUACAAAUCAAGAAUUUGCCGCUAAAAUAAUCAAUACAAAAAAACUUUCAACUAGAGAUCAUCAAAAGCUUGAACGUGAAGCGAGAAUAUGUCGUCAAUUAAAACAUCCAAAUAUUGUGAGAUUACAUGACAGUAUUUCAGAAGAAGGAUUUCAUUAUCUUGUGUUUGACCUUCAUUGUAUUCAACAAAUUUUAGAAGCUGUUCGACAUUGUCAUGAAAGCAACAUUGUACAUCGAGAUCUAAAGCCUGAAAAUCUGCUGUUGGCCAGUAAAACGAAAGGAGCGGCUGUUAAACUAGCUGAUUUUGGCCUUGCCAUUGAAGUAACUGGUGAACAAACAGCAUGGUUUGGCUUUGCCGGUACACCUGGCUAUUUAAGUCCAGAAGUAUUGAAGAAAGAACCGUACGGAAAGCCUGUUGAUAUAUGGGCAUGUGGUGUUAUAUUGUACAUAUUACUAGUCGGUUAUCCACCAUUCUGGGAUGAAGAUCAACAUCGUUUAUAUCAACAGAUAAAAGCAGGUGCCUAUGAUUAUCCAUCUCCUGAAUGGGAUACAGUUACAACAGAAGCUAAACGUUUAAUUGAUUCAAUGUUAAAUAUUAAUCCAAGUAGGCGUAUUAAUGCUACAGAUGCAUUGAAACAUCCAUGGAUUUGUCAACGAGAACGUGUAGCUGGAACAAUACAUCGACAAGAAACAGUUGAUUGUUUAAGAAAAUUUAAUGCAAGAAGAAAAUUAAAAGGAGCCAUUUUAUCUACAAUGUUUGUUAAUCGAACAUUAAUACCUAACGUUGGCAUAAUUGGUGGUAGCAGCAGUAGUAGUAGUCCAACUGCAACACCUCAAAUAGCAAAAGACGUGGCUGCUGCUACAAUUAUUACUACUAAUAAUCCCAUUGAUAUUAGUAAAAAAGUAAAUUCACCAUUAACGAGUCCAACAGCGGCAGGAGCACUUGCCGCUUUGUCAAACAUAGGAGGAGCUUCAUUAUUUGUUAUUUUAAUGCUUGGUAAUCGUUCUAGACCAACAACACAAAGUGGAAGCAAUGUUAAAGAAUCAGCUGAUAGCAAUAGUGCAACAAUUGAUGAUAAUGAAGCCGAUCGAACUGAACGUUUCAUCAUUAAAACACAGCCAGUGAAAGGUCAUAUGACUAUAUCUGAUUCAAAUAUUGAAAUCACAAAAGUAACAGAACAACUUCUGCAAGCAAUUGCGAACAAUGAUUAUGAAUUAUACAAAUCGUUAUGUGAUCCAAAAAUCACGUGUUUUGAACCAGAAACAAUUGGAAAUCUGGUUGAAGGACUUGAUUUUCAUAAAUUUUAUUUCGAAACAGUUUUAUCUACGAAAGCAAGUAAACCAACGAUUAAUUGUACAAUGUUAACUCCAGUUGUUCAUUCAUUGGGUGAUGAUUCCGCUUGUAUUGCCUAUGUUCUUUUGCUACAGUAUUUAGACAAAAAUGGGCAAGCUCAAAGUCUUCGUACAGAAGAGACUCGUGUUUGGCAUAAAAAAGAUGCACGAUGGCAAUGUGUACAUUUACAUCGAAGUGGACAACCAAUAUCAGCUAUUAAAUCGUGA
Didymodactylos carnosus is the source of this 1677-nucleotide messenger RNA. The record is from the annotation of a GenBank genome assembly. NCBI's taxonomy places the organism in Eukaryota, Metazoa, Rotifera, Eurotatoria, Philodinida, Philodinidae.